CAACGAUUGCCUCGACGAUCGCGCACAGGUACGGCUGUUGUGUUGUGAUUCACACACGGCACAAAAUAUCGAAAGUCUUUUUCUUUUGUAAUCAUUUUUUUCCUUCUGUACAUACAACUAUUUAACAUGUCGUCGAUUAAAAACAUUUUAGUUGCCGUUUUGAUGUGAAAAACAACAUUAUUUCCAUGCAAAAUUAAUUUUCGUAUACAAUCGCCGUUGUUUUUUUAUAUACUCGAAAUGAAAGAAGACAACGACUGAUGCUAAACGGAUGUUGUGUCCCUGAUGUCAUUCAUAAUUGCAACGACAUCGUCGAUUUUUGUUCGAAACGCGCUGAAGUAAAUGCUGAUUGAUGUCGUAUGCGUGUACCAGCGAAGAAAUGCUACUAUUCGCCGAUGUAACCAAACAUUCAAUAAAUCUAUCGUCUUGUGCUGUGAAGGUGCUUUUGAUCGUGCUACCGCUGAUUUAUUUUGUAUUUGGUGAUGAAAUUCUAAGUCAAACGGAGAAGCAGCGUUACGAUGGAUGGUUUAAUAACUUGGCACAUCCUGAAUGGGGCGCAGUCGACAGUCACCUGGUGCGCAAGGCACCCGCCUCAUAUUCGGACGGUGUGUACAUGAUGAAUGGGAACGAUCGACCGUCGCCACGGCGUCUCAGUCAAUUGUUUAUGCGCGGCUCCGAUGGAUUGGCAUCAAAAAUCAAUCGAACGGCACUAUUUGCAUUUUUUGGGCAAGUUGUGACCAAUGAAAUUGUUAUGGCAUCCGAAUCGGGUUGUCCGAUCGAAGUGUUCAAGAUUGACAUCGAACAAUGUGAUGAUGCCUAUGAUGCUGAGUGCAAGGGUGACAAGUACAUUCCAUUUCAUCGUGCUGCCUACGAUCGAGAGACUGGCCAAAGUCCGAAUCAACCACGUGAACAAAUCAAUCAGGUGACUUCGUGGAUUGAUGGCAGUUUUGUGUACAGCACCUCAGAGACCUGGUUGAAUGCAAUGCGCUCUUUUGUCAACGGAACAUUGCUCACUGAAAAAGGCGGUACCAUGCCCGUACGGAAUACAAUGCGAGUACCUCUGUUCAAUAAUCCCAUCCCACAUCAAAUGCGAAUGAAUGAUGCCCAACAAUUAUUUUUGCUUGGCGACCCGAGGACAAAUCAAAAUCCGGCUUUGCUAUCAUUUGCAAUAGUGUUUUUACGAUGGCACAACGUAAUCGCCCAUCGAAUCAAAAACCAACACCCAUCGUGGAGUGAUGAAGAUGUGUUCCAACGUGCACGACGCAUUGUGGUUGCCUCGCUACAAAACAUUCUGCUGUACGAAUAUUUGCCUGCAUUGCUGGAAACAAAAGUGUCACCAUACAAAGGAUACAAUCCAGAUAUGCAUCCAGGCAUUAGCCACAUGUUUCAAGCGGCCGCAUUUCGAUUUGGCCAUACGCUGAUUCCACCCGGUAUUUAUAUGCGAGAUGCUCAGUGCAACUAUCAUGUCACUUCGGCCGGCUAUCCGGCACUACGGCUCUGUUCAACGUGGUGGAAUUCAAAUGAUGUGCUCUCUGAAGUGAAAGUCGAAGACAUUUUGAUGGGUGUAAGUUCGCAAAUUUGUGAACGAGAAGAUUCUCUGCUCUGUUCCGAUGUUCGAGAUAAAUUGUUUGGGCCGAUGGAGUUUUCGCGUCGCGAUCUGGGUUCAUUGAACAUAAUGCGUGGACGAGACAAUGGAUUACCUGAUUACAAUUCGGCUCGUACGUCCUUUGGCUUACCACAAAAAACCAGUUGGCAUGACAUUGCACCGGAUUUAUUUGAUAAAAAUCCUGGUUUGGAGCAAUCAUUGUCGGCUGCCUAUGACAAUCGGCUGGAUAACAUAGAUGCGUAUGUUGGCGGUAUGUUGGAAUCCGACGGGAAACCAGGUGAACUCUUUCAAGCUGUUAUCAUGGAUCAGUUUGUACGAUUGCGUGACGCUGAUCGAUUUUGGUUUGAAAAUGAACACAACGGAAUUUUCACAAAAGAAGAAAUCGCUGAGCUGCGAAAGGUCACACUUUGGGACAUCAUUGUCAACAGUACAUCGAUUCACCCGGGCGAAAUCCAAAAGGAUGUGUUCAUGUUCAGAGAGAAUGACCCAUGCCCGCAGCCAUUCCAAUUGAAUACCUCAUCACUCGAGCCGUGCAAUAAUCUAGGAGCGCACGACUAUUUCUCUGGAUCCGAACUCGGCUUCACAUAUUCGUGUGUAUUCUUGGCUUUUGUUCCUAUUCUUGGCAUUUUGGCUGCUUAUUCAGUCGUGAAAUUUCAAAAUAGCAAACGCCGACGACUGAAAGUCAAACAAGAAGCACUCAGAACGGCACAAAACAAAGCAUCAAUCGAUAAAAUGUUAGCACGUGAAUGGUUGCACGCAAACCACAGGCGAUUAGUCACUGUUAAAUUUGGACCCGAAGCCGCCAUUUAUACCGUCGAUCGCAAAGGGCAAAAGUUAAGAACGUUCAAUUUGAAGAGUACCGACGGAAUCACAGUGGAAAAAACAUCGGAAAACCACACACGAAAACAUUCAUAUGUUUUGCUGCGUCAACAAAACGAUCACGAUUUAGUAUUGGAGUUUGAAUCGGUUUCAUCGCAGAAGAAAUUCAUGAAGAAACUCGAAGAUUUUUUGUCUUUACACAAAAAAGAGAUGAAAGUGACUGAAAUCAACUCAGAGAUUAUGUUGCCAAAUGCGGAAACAAAAGAACGACGACAAAAGCGAUUGGAGUACUUCUUCCGUGAAGCGUAUGCACUGACCUUUGGUUUACGUCCCGGUGAGCGUCGUCGAUAUUCGAACGGUUCGAAUGAUUAUGAGGUGAUGACGGUGAUGCGAACGAGUUUAUCGAAAGCGGAAUUUGCAUCGGCACUUGGAAUGAAAGCGGAUGACAUGUUUGUGCGUCGAAUGUUCAACAUUGUGGACAAGGAUCAGGAUGGUCGCAUUUCAUUUCAAGAAUUUUUAGAAACGGUUGUUCUGUUCUCGCGCGGCAAAACCGAGGACAAAUUGCGUAUAAUCUUCGAUAUGUGUGACAAUGACCGAAACGGGGUCAUUGACAAAGAGGAGCUCAGUGAAAUGAUGCGAUCGCUGGUUGAAAUUGCACGAACGGCCAGCAUAAAAGAUGAUCAAGUGAAGAAAGUUAUCGAUGGCAUGUUCCAAGACGUCGGCCUUGAGCACAAAAAUCACUUGACAUAUCAAGAUUUCAAGUUGAUGAUGAAAGAAUACAAAGGAGAUUUUGUGGCCAUUGGUCUCGAUUGCAAAGGUGCCAAACAGAAUUUCCUUGACACCUCAACAAACGUUGCUCGAAUGACAUCGUUCCACAUCGAACCGAAUGUGGAAGCACAGCGUCACUGGUUACUUCUUCGCUGGGAUGCGUACACAACAUUCGUCGAGGAAAAUCGCCAAAAUAUUUUCUACUUGAUUAUUUUCUACAUUGUAACUAUUGCACUGUUUGUUGAACGCUUCAUUCACUACUCAUUUAUGUCCGAACAUACCGAUUUGCGACACAUUAUGGGCGUUGGCAUUGCAAUCACACGUGGCUCAGCUGCAUCGUUAUCAUUUUGCUAUUCGUUGCUAUUGUUGACAAUGUCACGAAAUUUACUCACCAAACUGAAAGAAUUUCCGAUUCAACAGUACAUUCCGCUUGAUUCGCAUAUCCAAUUUCAUAAAAUUGUCGCAUGCACGGCGCUAUUCUUCUCGCUGAUACACACGGUCGGUCAUCUCGUAAACUUUUACCAUGUUUCAACGCAAUCGAUAGAGAAUCUACGGUGUUUGACACGAGAGGUACACUUUACAUCGGAUUACAAGCCGGACAUUUCAUUUUGGCUAUUUCAAACUAUAACAGGCGUAACCGGUGUGCUCCUAUUCAUCAUAAUGUGCUUAAUAUUUAUAUUUGCACAUCCAACGAUUCGCAAGAAAGCGUACAAAUUUUUCUGGAACAUUCAUUCGUUGUACAUAUUCUUGUAUAUGUUGUGCAUGAUACAUGGUUUGGCGCGUUUAACGGGUCCACCACGAUUCUGGAUGUAUUUCAUUGGUCCAGCGAUUAUCUACACGCUCGACAAAGCGGUAUCGUUGCGAACAAAGUACAUGGCACUGGAUGUGAUUCAAACGGAACUGUUGCCAUCCGAUGUUAUUAAAAUAAAGUUUUACCGACCGCCGAACUUGAAAUACUUGUCGGGUCAAUGGGUGCGAUUGUCGUGCACGGCAUUCCGAACACAAGAGAUGCACAGUUUUACAUUAACAUCUGCGCCGCAUGAAAAUUACCUCAGCUGUCACAUCAAAGCUCAAGGUCCAUGGACAUGGAAACUACGAAAUUACUUUGAUCCAUGUAAUUACAAUCCGGAAGAUCAGCCAAAGAUUCGAAUCGAGGGUCCAUUUGGCGGUGGCAAUCAAGAUUGGUAUAAAUUCGAAGUGGCUGUCAUGGUUGGUGGCGGUAUCGGUGUUACGCCGUACGCAUCGAUUCUCAACGAUUUGGUGUUUGGCACGAGUACAAAUCGAUAUUCAGGUGUUGCAUGUAAAAAGGUUUACUUUUUAUGGAUAUGUCCAUCGCACAAGCAUUUCGAGUGGUUUAUCGAUGUGUUGCGUGAUGUAGAGAAAAAAGAUGUGACCAAUGUGUUGGAAAUUCACAUUUUCAUUACGCAAUUUUUCCAUAAAUUUGAUUUACGCACAACGAUGCUGUACAUUUGCGAGAAUCAUUUUCAACGUUUGUCGAAAACGUCAAUGUUCACCGGCUUGAAAGCCGUCAAUCAUUUCGGUCGGCCGGAUAUGUCAAGCUUCUUGAAAUUCGUUCAACGAAAACAUUCAUAUGUAUCGAAAAUUGGUGUAUUUUCAUGUGGACCACGACCACUUACAAAGAGCGUUAUGUCUGCCUGUGAUGAGGUUAACAAAGGUCGAAAGUUACCGUAUUUCAUUCAUCAUUUCGAAAACUUUGGUUAAAUUCGCGCGCUGAUUUAAUCUGGCAACCAGCUAAUUGAGCGACAAAAAUGAGAAAAAACAACAUUUUCUUUGUAAAUAACGUAACUAAUGAUCAAAAUCCAUCCUAUGCUAUUGAAUUAAUUUAAUCUCUUUUUAUAUCAAUUUAUUUAUAUUAUUUUUUUUCAAAUGAUAGAAUUAAAAUUAGUCUCAAUUAUAUAUGAA
Molecule: messenger RNA, 5113 nt
Organism: Sitodiplosis mosellana (orange wheat blossom midge)
Lineage: Eukaryota; Metazoa; Arthropoda; Insecta; Diptera; Cecidomyiidae
Gene: Duox
Product: dual oxidase
Exons: 12
Coding region: 350-4912 (1520 amino acids)
Biological process (GO): response to oxidative stress
Molecular function (GO): heme binding; calcium ion binding; peroxidase activity
Source: RefSeq, a predicted model, not a curated record